Colletotrichum higginsianum IMI 349063 is the source of this 423-nucleotide messenger RNA. RefSeq lists its product as uncharacterized. The transcript has a single exon. The record is from RefSeq and is a predicted model, not a curated record. NCBI's taxonomy places the organism in Eukaryota, Fungi, Ascomycota, Sordariomycetes, Glomerellales, Glomerellaceae. The coding region runs from base 1 to 423 and encodes 140 amino acids.
AUGGGUGCUCCUAGGGUUCCUUCUUAUGAACAGACCAGGCCACUUAGAGUAUCCCUGCGCCUGGGAUCUACUGCUGGUUGUGGGGAUUACCUGCAUUCCGACGACUCGGAACCCUUUGCCACCAACAUCAAGAUCACCUGGACUCGGGGCAUGGACUCCAGCCAGGCCAAGGCCGACUGCACAGUGAAGUGGGACCGCUCUGAGCUCAGUAGAGUCGGCAAAAUCAACACCGACUGGGUGGUUUACUGGGUUCGCUCCAAGCUGCUCCAUGGCUUGAAAUACGGCCUGAACGGACGCCUGGCCCUGGGACGACUUGAUGGUCGACCCAACCCGGAGGCUCAGGACGGCCAACGCACGAUGGGUAUCGACCGGGCGGUCGACCCUACAAAGAUCCAGCACAUUCGGCUUUGCGCGGACGUUUAG